Oenanthe melanoleuca is the source of this 2841-nucleotide messenger RNA. RefSeq names its product NADPH oxidase activator 1 (gene NOXA1). Gene Ontology annotation, biological process: superoxide anion generation. The record is from RefSeq and is a predicted model, not a curated record. The transcript is spliced from 15 exons. Gene Ontology annotation, molecular function: superoxide-generating NADPH oxidase activator activity; protein binding. The coding region runs from base 376 to 1899 and encodes 507 amino acids. Lineage: Eukaryota; Metazoa; Chordata; Aves; Passeriformes; Muscicapidae.
GGAUCACGGCGCCGCCUAUGCCUACCGUACUUACUGUAGUUAACUCGCACUAUGCAUGGCCGUGAGAACAUCUAAUAUAUUAAAUUCCAUUAAACAUUUUAUUUAAAGAACUCCCAAAGAGGUAUUUUGGCUGGGCAGCGCUGGGCGAGGGCUCGCUCCUGGCGGCUGCUCAGGUGCCCCCUGCGGGCAGCAUCCCCCAGUGCCCGCUCAGGUGUCUGCCCGGCCUGCCGCGGCCCGUGUCCCGUUCUGGGCGCAGCCCAGGGGGAGGAGCGCAGCGGGCGGCGGUGCUGCGUUUCCCCGCCCGCCGCGGCAGGUGCGGCGCAGGUGCGGCCAGUGCCCGUUCCCGGUGCCCGGUGCCCGUUCCCGGUACCUGCCAUGGCGUACCGCGAGCUGGUGCGGCGCUGGCACGAGGCCGUGCGGGCCGCGGACCGCGGGCACUGGGACGCUGCUCUGGACGCCUUGGGCGGCAUCGCGGAGCCUCCGGCCAGGAUCUGCUUCAACAUGGGCUGCGUGCACCUGCUGGCCGGGCGGCCCGAGGCGGCCCUCAGGGCAUUCAAUAAAACCAUUGAGAAGGACAAUUCCCUGGCAGUGGGCUACUUCCAGAGAGGGUUUGUCCACCUGCAGCUGGAAAUGUAUGAAGAAGCUCUCUCUGAUUAUCACAUGGCCUUCAGUCACCUAAGACAAAAUCCCUUCAUUGAUUACAAGCAGCUGGGGCUGAGGCACAUCCUCUAUGCCUGGGAGGUGCUGUACAGCACUGCAGCAGUGCAGUGCCACCUGCAGCAGUGGCAGGAGGCCAGAGUCACCCUAGAGAAAGCUGUUGUGUGGAGACCUGAAAGAAGAGCAGCAGUCCUGGAGCUGGCCCUGGAGCGGGUGCAGGACCACCUGUUUUUAGAGCCCAUGCUAGUUCCUCUUGGGGAACUUUUCAGACCACGAAAGAAGGAAGUUGAGCAGCUGGAUUCAAAAGAUUUCCUGGGUAAACCCAAGGUGAUCUCAUCCAUCAUUCCCAACGAUGAGUACAUUGGCUUUGAGCCUCUCAGGCCUCAGAAACAGGGCUUUUAUGAACCCAGUGCCGAUGCUCUGCGGGAUGCCGAGUCCGGCUACCACCGAGUGCUGGCCCAGUACCGGCCCCAGGAGCCCGCGGGGGCGGAGCUGCCGGCCGGGAGCCUCUUGUUUGUGCUCAGCAGGACAGCAGACGGCUGGGCCACGGCCAUCCACGAUGGGCAGAAGCUGCACAUCCCAAGCUCUCUCCUGGAGCCUGCCUCAAGGAUGGAUAAGUGGAAGAUCAACACUGGGAUUCCCCUUCCUCCUGCCCAGGUGCCUCCCAGCUGCCUCCAUGUGAAGCAGAAGCCAGAUCCUCCUGGGGAAGAAAAUGCCUCUGCCAAUGAUGCCAGUGCCCACACGGACUCCAAGGUGCCCCCGGGCCGCGGGCAGGCCGCUGGCCGGCCGGCGGUGCUGCGGCUGCGCUGCGAGUGCUCGCUGGUGCUGCGGGCGGGCGCGGCCCCCGCGCUGCCGGCGCUGCGCGCCCUGCUGCGGGACACGCUGGCUCUGCAGGCUCAGCGCGGCACGCUCAGCUGCAGGCUCCAGGAUGGCACAGAGCUGGGGACAGUGUCAGGACAGGAAGACCUGGGGAAGGUGUGGCAGCAGCUGACGGACGGCAGGCUGACACUCUGCUGCCAGGAUUCAGACUCCCACUUGGGCAGACCUAUUCUCUACCAGAUGCUGGCUCAGCACUCUUACCUGGCACAGGGACCAGGGGACCUGGAGUUCAGCAAGGGAGAUGUGCUGGAUAUCCUCUCUGAAGUGAACAAGGACUGGCUGGAAGGACGCUGCAAUGGCAAGACUGGUAUCUUCCCCAAAUGCUUUGCCACCCAGACCAGCUGUGAUGCUGCCUCCCUCUAGCAAACAGGAGCCUUUUCCUGCCUGACUGCACCCCUAGGGGUGGAAACACUGGUCCCAGCUCAUUUGGGCCUCAGCCAGCACAGCCAGAAGCUCUGCCAUACCUGGACAGGGGAUAACUCCCACUCAGAUCCAUGGGGACAGUUCCAGUGAUGGCAUUUCCUCCAGCCUGUUCCCUGACCUCCUGCUUACACUGCCAAAGAUGUGUCUGUGCAGAGCAGAGAGCGAGGGAGAGAGCUCUGGGGUUUGCCUAUGGCCUGGGAAUUGUCCAUGUGGCAGCUCAGCUUCUGGGUAGAAAGAGUUUCCCCUGCAUGGGAAGAGUUUCCCCUGGCUGGAAGUCUUUACCCCUUCUCCCUUGCUGCUUAUGAUGGGGCUGUGAAGGCUGAGCCUCACUUCUGAAGCCAAGGGCAGCUGGCUGGGAGAAGGGGCCGAGCCCUGUUCCCCUGGCUCUCAGGUCACAUAACCUUAUCUCCACCAGCCAGAGAUGCUGCUCUUUCAAAAGGCUUUUGGAAUCAGUUUGCAGUGGGAUUAACGGGUUAACACCACGAGUUAGGACCACUGUCUUCCAUAGCAAAUAGUCUAUGGACCUGACCAUUCCUUGGCCAGAUGCCUUUGGCACUUGUCUUAAGCAAUAAGGCCAAGGUGGGAUCUUGGAGCACAGAUGCAAUUGUGGAAAUCCCCAUGCUCAGAGCAGCUCUGGGCUGUGAGAGAGCCCUGGAGACCCUGAGGAAAGGGCUGGCUGGGAAGUGCAGUACUGGACUGCUGCUGCAAGGACUGAAAGCCCUGUCUAAUUCCUGCAGCUGGGCUGGGCUAGGCUCUGCUGAUCUAAAUAAAACACUCAAGUGCCUGGAGCUGGAGCCUGUUCUGGAUUUGAUGUCUUGACAAAACUUGGCUAUGUAACUUGAAUAUAAAAUAAACCCUGAGCCAGAGUUGGCAACUCUUAAA